This is a messenger RNA of Labrus bergylta (ballan wrasse), 5708 nucleotides long. RefSeq names its product kinesin family member 14 (gene kif14). Gene Ontology annotation, biological process: microtubule-based movement. Lineage: Eukaryota; Metazoa; Chordata; Actinopteri; Labriformes; Labridae. Gene Ontology annotation, molecular function: microtubule motor activity; ATP binding; microtubule binding. The record is from RefSeq and is a predicted model, not a curated record.
AUGUCGUUAUUUUCUGUCCAAGCGAGAAAGCAUACUGCUUAUUACGAUCUAAUAACAACAUCGACAGCCAGGACGCCGGGCAGAGGGGACCUGGCAGAGCGGAAGGCGACAGACUCGAUGCUGGGCAGAAACGAGAGGACAUCCGGGGAAUGUGAAGACAGCAGGUCGUCGGAUAAAAGCCGACAGGUGAACAGGACUUAUGUCGUAUCCGCGCUGUCCAAGAGUGGCAGUGGGCCGCAGACACCUCACCGAGGCCGACUCACUCUACAGAGGAGGUCGAGGAGGAGAACCGGGGCUGACCCGGCGGAGAGGACGAUGGUUGAAAGCAGCCAGAACACCACGCCGGCCCCAGCAGAGAAGAAGAGACUGACCUUACAGCGCAGGAGGACCCGGACUCCCUCCAUGGAGAAGAGCACGCUCCGUCAGCGUGGGGUCAGCGGCACAGGCCUGCAGCAGCAGACGCCCAAAGUGCUCGCUGAACCAAACGGUAGGGCUCCAGGUGUCUUCAGGUCCAUGAGUUUAAAAGAUACUUCCUGCAGGAGCAAAGGGAAAGACACAGCUACUCAACUGGAAACACAGGGGAGACCGGCGAACAGCAAGACGCCCCUCUCUGUUUCGUCCUUCACAAGCAGGCAGCUGGAAGACCAGGCCCAGUCUUUUAUAACCCCCACCAAAAAGACCCCGUUUGAGAAAAUCGCCGCCAAGAGAGACGUGUUUGAGAGACUGGCAGCGAAAGAAGCUCCCAAACCAGUAGUUGUCAAACUUCCUAGUCUAGAGAAACCCAAGUCAAGACCACAGCAAGCCGAGGACGUGAAACCUACCCCUGCUCCUCGGGUCAGUAAAGCGUCUACAGGUGUGCUGAAGCCCGGCGUAGCUCAGCAGGUGAGGAAAACCUCCACCUCAAACCAGAGGGGAGACGUGACCCAGGCAAGGACCUCCACACCUGCCCCAGCUCCUGCACCUGCGCCUACCGAGCACACACCGCUCCGAGGCCCCAGUCAGGCCCUGAAGCGGCAUGAUUCAUCCAAGAUGGAAAACAGUGCAGUCACUGUUGCUGUCCGUGUACGCCCAUUCAAUGGCAGGGAAAAAGAAGAGAAGGCCCUGCAGGUCAUCUUCAUGAACGGUCAGGAGACUGUUGUCCAGCAUCUCUCCAAACAGAGCUACUCGUUCACCUAUGACUUCUCUUUUUGCUCUGUGGAUGAGUGUGAGCCCACCUUUGCCAGCCAGCAGACGGUGUACGAGACACUGGGCAAACCUCUGCUGCUGAGGGCCUUCGAGGGGUUCAACACCUGCCUGUUUGCAUACGGACAAACAGGCUCUGGGAAGUCAUACACGAUGAUGGGCUUUGGAGAAGAGGAAGGGGUCAUCCCAAGAUUCUGCCAGGAGCUUUUUGCAAGAUUGACAUCAUUAGAAAAUGAAGAGGUCAAAUGUCAUGUAGAGAUGAGCUUCUUUGAAGUGUACAAUGAGAAGAUCCAUGACCUGCUGGUGACCAGAGAUGAGCCAAACCAGAGGACAAUGCCUCUGAAGGUGAGGGAACAUCCCGUCCAUGGCCCCUACGUUGCUGACCUCUCUGCAAACAUUGUGAGCUCUUACAACGACGUUCAGGGUUGGCUGAAGCUGGGCAACAAGCAGAGAGCAACAGCAGCUACAGGAAUGAACGACAAGAGCUCCAGAUCUCACUCUGUCUUCACCCUGGUUAUGACCCAGACGCAGACUGAAUUUGUGGAGGGUGAGGAGCACGACCACAGCAUCACCAGCAGGAUCAACCUUGUGGAUCUGGCAGGCAGUGAACGCUGUAACUCUGCCCAGACGAGUGGAGACAGACUCAGGGAGGGUGCUAGCAUCAACAAAUCCCUGCUUACCCUGGGAAAGGUCAUCUCUGCCCUGUCAGAACAAGCACUGACCAGAAAGAAGGUCUUCAUACCGUACAGAGAGUCUGUCCUAACAUGGCUGUUGAAAGAGAGCCUCGGUGGUAUCAAGACAGCCAUGAUUGCUACACUGAGUCCAGCGGGCAGUAAUGUGGAGGAAAGCCUCAGUACUCUGCGCUAUGCCCAGCAAGCCCGCACCAUCAUUAACGUGGCGAAGGUCAACGAGGACACCAAUGCCAAACUGAUCAGAGAGUUGAAGGCUGAGGUGGAGAAGCUGCGAGCCGCCCAGAUGAGCUCCAAGGGCGUCGAACCAGAGAGGGUCAGGCUGUUUGAGCAGGAGAUCACCGCCCUGAGGAACAGACUCUGUCAGCAAGAAAGAGAAAUGGUCGAGGCUAACCGGGCAUGGAGAGAGAAGCUGGAACAAGCUGAAAUCCGAAAACGUGAGGAGACCAAAGAGUUGCAAAAAGCAGCUGUUUCAUUCAAAGUGGACAAUCGCCUGCCUAACCUGGUGAACCUGAACGAGGAUCCUCAGCUGUCUGAGAUGCUUCUCUACAUGAUCAAAGAGGGUCGAACCACAGUGGGCAAGCCCAGGUCUGAGUCCAGCCAUGACAUCCAGCUGACGGGAGCUCUCAUCGCUGACCAACACUGUGUUAUAAACAACAUCCAGGGUACUGUCAGCAUCACACCAAUGGAAAAUGCUAAAACCUUUGUGAACGGAAACCUUGUAUCUGAAUCGACCGUGCUACACCAUGGUGACAGGGUGAUUCUUGGUGGGGACCACUACUUCCGCUUCAACCACCCUACAGAGGUGCAGUCUGGGAAGCGGGUUUCAUGCUGGACAGGCGCAGGCGAUGGUCACAAAGACUUUGAAUUUGCCAAAAAUGAGCUGCUUGCAGCUCAAAGAGUUCAGCUGGAGGCAGAAAUCGAAGAAGCCAAUUUGAAGGCGAAAGAGGAGAUGAUGCAGGGAAUCCAGAUGGCGAAAGAAGUGGCCCAAAAGGAGCUCCAUGACCAGAAGGCGCUUUAUGAAGGAAGGAUCCGAACCCUGGAGAGAGAGCUGAAUGGGGAGAAUGAGCGGAAGCGUCAGCAGGAGUUGGACCAGCAAAGGGUUGCCAGCCAAGUGGCAGAGCUGAAGAUGGCCAAGCUGGAGCUCGAGCAUGAGGUGGACACCCACAAGACACGCCUCCGCCUGCACAUGGAGGCCCAGGCAAUGGAAGAACACCGUGUGCGUCAAGCAAGGAUUGUUGAGGCCCUGGAGGCGGAGAAGAGGAAGAUCAGCAGGGAGCUUGAGGAGAUGCAGAAGAAAAGAGCCUUAAGGGAAAAUCACACUCACAGAAACGUCACUCCGCAGUGGGAUGCCAUGAAGUUGUCCCUGAUGAUUGAGGAAGCCAACAAGAUCAGCGCUAAGAUGAAGAAAAAAACAGUCUUUAGCAGACACGAAAGCUCUGCUGAUGGAAACCAGGAGAACGGGGGUCUGCUGCAGGUGCGGGUUCAAAACACAAAGCUGGGGAUCUCAACGUUCUGGAGCCUGGACAAGUUUCAAAACAACAUGGCUGCCAUGAGGGAAUUCGAGCAGGGGGAUCCCACCUCUAAAGAUGACGAUGUGUUCUAUGACCCUGAUGAUGAGUGGGAGCAAGAUAUAUCGGCCUCCUCUUCUGCCACCUCCUCCUUCUCGCGCCGAAGGAGCAGGAGCUUGUUGAAGAGCAGGAGAAUCUCAGGGCGUCUCUACGAGAUCCGGGUCCAUCCAAUACAGAGCCUCCACAACAGCUCCUCACAGUCUGCUGGCUUGAUGGGCGUGGUCAAACCGCCUUCCACCCAUUCUAGCAGCACUGAUUUUUCCAUGCCUGGCAUCUGCAAGGAGCUGAUUGGCCAGUCAGUGGCCCGUUUGCGUGGUUGUAGCGGGACAGAAGAGAGCAUGGCCGACAGGUUGGCCUCUGAUCUUCACAUGGUUUACAUGGCGAUCCAGACCAUAUCUGACUUGUACAACGGCCUGGAAGAUGACAGCCAGGAGAACGUGUUUGUAUGGAACUUGGCGGCCCAGACUCAGCUGGUCAAAGCCACCACAGCCAUCGAGAGUGCAGUGUUUGUUACCAUGCAGUGGUUGGCCAGCAUUAAACCCUCCUCUGGCCUGCUCUGCUCCAUUGCUGAAGAUCUCAAGAGCCAUGUCAAGAAGAUGGGAGGAUUCUUCCAGCUGUUCAUUCAGGGGUGUGAAUCUGAGAUCACAUCGAUGGUGACAGAGGCACAGAAGAAGAGCAGCCAGUGUUUGGAUGCAGCAUUGCUCGCACUUGGCCACCUGGCGGCAAUGACAGGCAUGCCGCUGAAUGCCGUGGAGAAGGCUGCACAAGCCACAGGCAAGAAAUCCAUUGUAAUGUGUCUGCUAAAGGGGACCAAUAAGGGUGUCAACUCACUUUUAGAGGAGAGCCUCACUAUCACCAGAGAAAUGCUCAGGGAGGCUCAGCUGGCUUAUCCCAGGAACCAAGUCCUGCAGAGCCUUAAAUCCAAGAUGCUUGAUUUAGCACGUGCUAUGCAGAACUUCAUGCAUAUCCAUAUCACGGAGAGGCAGACUGACCCAGCAGAGUGGGAGGAGGAGGCCUCAGCCUCCCAUUUGCAGAGUCUGACAACUACAGCGACAAAGCUGUUCCAGCUGAACCAGGCCAUGAGACAGCUGCAUUCCUCUGUGUCUUCAACACUACAAGGAAAAGACAGAGUCUCCAAUCUCAGCAGCUGCAGAGAGCUGAUCUCUUCCUCUGCCAAGGCUGUGGAUGAGCUGGUCACUGAUCUAUCCAAGGAGGGGGCAUUGGCGCUUGCCUUGCAGCUUCCCUGUCUUGAGAGCGUCAUCGCCACACGAGACGAACUCCUCUCUGCCCUGCAGUCUCUGUCCUCGUCCUGGAACCAACACGGGGCAGGGGAACGAAGAAACUCGGCUACUUCAGAUAAGAGCCUAGAAGACGAAAGCAUAUCCAAAGACAGUGCUGCCACUCACAGGGCUGUUAAAAACCGAGUCAUUAGUAAGGUCGUGUACGCCCUCCCUUCAGGUGUAACGUUUAAAGGCAGCGCUAACUGGGUGUGACUUUUAUUUAUAUAAUAUUAUUGUGUGAUGUGCUCACAUUGUGUACAAUUUACUGUAAAAAUUUACCGGUGACACCGAAAAACUUUGAGGUAACACUUCUUCUAGUAAUAACAAGUUUGCCGUAAAUAAGACAGACGUAUAAAGGAGAGUGUUGCCAACCAGGUUGAUUAAAAAAAAAAACACAUUCACAACCAUCACUGCUUUUACAAUAUAAAAUAUAUAUGGGUUAUAAAAAGCCAUGUUGUCAAAAAUGAACUGCAGGUUUUUUCCAAGUCUAGUAUGAAUCGGCUUCGAGCUAUGAGGUUUUUUUGGAUACAUGUGGGGUAUAGGAGGAUGUAAGGAUGAUGUUCACUUAUCAUGUACCAGGCUGUCUCUGUUGUACUUUACAUUUCAGAGGAUAAUACAUUUUCCUUUGUUUGGUUUUAUUAAUUAAAUAAUUUAAGAUUUCUAUAUAAAGCAACUCAGGUAGGAGUAUGGAAAAAAAUGAUGUAGAGCUUCCUUCUCAUUCUCUGCUGUAUAUGACUUCUCUCUUGUGAAAAGGCUUUUUUUUUCUCAUUCACAAAGUUUUUUUUUUUGUUUUUUUUUAAAUGUAUGUAUAACACUCGCUGCUUCUAUUUGCACUCAGAGGAAACAUAUGCUGUGUUUCUUCAAAAAUAUAUGUCCUUUUAACAAAGCAUUUUUUAAUGUAUUUUAAGUCUUUUGUUUCCUUUAGUAGAUGGUCAAAAAAUGUAGCAAACUUCACCUCUGCAAUAAAUGAAUGUGUCUUCAUUUAA